AUGAGCUCCAUUAACUACGCCCCUCCUGUUAAAGAAGAGGAGGUCUGCUGGGCGGAGAAAGAAGCUCUUGUGAAAGAGGAGGCAGAAGAAGAGGAUGUCACAGUAAAAAAAGAGGCUGAAGAGGCAGAGAAGAGUCUCUCCAGAUCAGAACACCUCAAGAAACACCAGCAGAGACACACAGGAAAGAAACCACACUGCUGCUCUGACUGUGGGAAACGUUUCAAAUCUUCAUCAGAACUUAAAAAUCACCAGCGAGUACACACAGGAGAGAAGCCUUAUAGCUGUAAUCAAUGUGGGAAGAGUUUUACUCAUUCAAGUAAUCUGAAAACACACCAGAGAACACACACAAGAGAUAAGCCUUACAGCUGUGAACAGUGUGGCAAGAGUUUUACUCAGGCAAGCAACCUGUUAUCACACCAGAGAACACACACAGGAGAGCAGCCAUACAGCUGUGAUCAGUGUGGCAAGAGUUUUACUCAGUCAAGCAACCUGGUAUCACACCAGAGAAUACACACAGGAGAGCAGCCAUAUAGCUGUGAGCAAUGUGGGAAAAACUUUUCUCGGGGAGAACGCCUUAAAGAGCACCAGAGAACACACACAGGAGAGAAGCCUUAUAUCUGUGACCAGUGUGGCAAGAGUUUUACUCAGUCACGCAACCUGCUAUCACACCAGAGAACACACACAGGAGAGCAGCCAUAUAGCUGUGAGCAAUGUGGCAAGAGUUUUACUCAGUCAAGCAACCUGGUAUCACACCAGAGAACACACACAGGAGAGCAGCCAUAUAGCUGUGAGCAAUGUGGGAAAAGCUUUUCUCGGAUAGAACACCUUAAAGGACACCAGAGAACACACACAGGAGAGAAACCUUAUAGCUGUAAUCAGUGUGGGAAGAGUUUUACUCAGUCAAACAGCCUGAAUAGACACCAGAGAACACACACAUGAUAGAAAUCGUAUAGCUGUAAUCAGUGUGGGAAGAGUUUUAUCACCAGAGAGCACACACAGGAGACACUGCUCUGCUCUGACUUUGAAGAGCUUUGCUUCCAUAAGAAACCUGACACAACACCAGAGAACACACACAGGAGAGAAGCCUUAUAGCUGUGAUCAGUGUGACAAGAGGUAAUCAGACCACUUGAAUGAGAGUAUAUCAGAAAAUACAUGCAGGAGAUCCACAGAGUGUAGAAUGACCAACACCAGACCUAUAUACAUCAAAUCACAUUUUAUUUGUCACAUACACUUGUUUAGCAGAUGUUAUUGUGGGUGUAGCAAAAUGCUUGUGUUUCUAGCUCCAACAGUCCAGUAAUAUCUAACAAGUAAUAUUUAACAAUACACACAAUCUAAAGGAAUGGAAUUAAGAAUAUAUAAAUCUUUGGCCGAGCGAUGCCAGAGCAGCAUAGACUAAGAUUCAGUAGAAUAGAAUAUAAUACAGUACAUACAGUGGGGCAAAAAAGUAUUUAGUCAGCCACCAAUUGUGCAGGUUCUCCUACUUAAAAAGAUGAGAGGCCUGUAAUUUUCAUCAUAGGUACACUUCAACUAUGACAGACAAAAUGAGGGGGAAAAAAUCCAGAAAAUCACAUUGUAGGAUUUUUUAUGAAUUUAUUUGCAAAUUAUGGUGGAAAAUAAGUAUUUGGUCAAUAACAAAAGUU
This is a messenger RNA of Oncorhynchus kisutch (coho salmon), 1640 nucleotides long. RefSeq names its product zinc finger protein 239-like. Gene Ontology annotation, biological process: regulation of immune system process; negative regulation of transcription by RNA polymerase II; regulation of cytokine production. The record is from RefSeq and is a predicted model, not a curated record. Gene Ontology annotation, cellular component: nucleoplasm. Gene Ontology annotation, molecular function: DNA-binding transcription repressor activity, RNA polymerase II-specific; RNA polymerase II cis-regulatory region sequence-specific DNA binding. Lineage: Eukaryota; Metazoa; Chordata; Actinopteri; Salmoniformes; Salmonidae. The coding region runs from base 1 to 939 and encodes 312 amino acids. The transcript is spliced from 2 exons.